Lacerta agilis (Sand lizard) is the source of this 2313-nucleotide messenger RNA. RefSeq names its product zinc finger protein 850-like. The record is from RefSeq and is a predicted model, not a curated record. The annotation marks the transcript as partial. NCBI's taxonomy places the organism in Eukaryota, Metazoa, Chordata, Lepidosauria, Squamata, Lacertidae. The transcript has 3 exons.
AUGAAUAUGCGGACGAUACCCAGCUCUCCCUCUUUUAAAUCGAAGGCAGAGAAGUUCCUGUGUGAAAGAAGGAUGCUGGCAAGACCUCCUCACCCAUCUCUUCAUCCUGGUGGAGGGGAAGCCGUGGCUGAGGAACCGGAUCAGCCAUAUCAGUGCUUGGAAUGUGGAAAGAGCUUUAGUCAGAAGAAUAGCCUUACUUCCCAUCUAAAUAUUCAUACAGGGGAGAAACCAUUUUACUGCUUGGAAUGUGGGAAGACCUUCAGGAAGAGAUCACGUCUCACUUCCCAUCAAAGAAUUCAUACAGGGGAGAAACCAUAUAAGUGCUUGGAAUGUGGAAAGAGCUUCAGUCGGAAGGAUAGCCUUACUUCCCAUCUAAAUAUUCAUACAGGGGAGAAACCACAUAAGUGCUUGGAAUGUGGGAAGUGCUUUGCUGCAAGAAAAAGGUUAUGGCGACAUCAGAGAAUUCACACUCGGGAGAAACCAUUUCAAUGCCAAGAGUGUGGAAUGAGAUUCCCCUUGGAGGAAACUCUCACUUCUCAUGAAAGAAUUCAUUCCAGGGAGAAACCAUAUCAGUGCUUCGAAUGUGGGAAGAGUUUCAGUCAAGAGGGAAGUCUCACUACCCAUCAAAGAAUUCAUACAGGGAAGAAACCAUUUCACUGCUUGGAAUGUGGGAAGACCUUCAGGACGAGAGCAUGUCUCACUUCCCAUCAAAGAAUUCAUACAGGAGAGAAACCAUAUCAGUGCUUGGAAUGUGGAAAGAGCUUUAGUCAGAGUGGUGUUCUGACUUCACAUCAAAGAAUUCAUACAGGGGAGAAACCAUUUCACUGCUUGGAAUGUGGGAAGACCUUCAGUCGCAAGAAUAGCCUUACUUCCCAUCUAAAUAUUCACACAGGGGAGAAACCACAUAAGUGCUUGGAAUGUGGGAAGUGCUUUGCUGCAAGAAAAAAGUUAUGGAAACAUAAGAGAAUUCACACUCGGGAGAAACCAUUUCAAUGCCAAGAGUGUGGAAUGAGAUUCCCCUUGGAGGAAACUCUCACUUCUCAUGAAAGAAUUCAUUCCAGGGAGAAACCAUAUCAGUGCUUCGAAUGUGGGAAGAGUUUCAGUCAAGAGGGAAGUCUCACUACCCAUCAAAGAAUUCAUACAGGGAAGAAACCAUUUCACUGCUUGGAAUGUGGGAAGACCUUCAGGACGAGAUCAUGUCUCACUUCCCAUCAAAGAAUUCAUACAGGGGAGAAACCAUAUCAGUGCUUGGAAUGUGGAAAGAGCUUUAGUCAGAGUGGUGUUCUGACUUCACAUCAAAGAAUUCAUACAGGGGAGAAACCAUUUCACUGCUUGGAAUGUGGGAAGACCUUCAGUCGCAAGAAUAGCCUUACUUCCCAUCUAAAUAUUCACACAGGGGAGAAACCACAUAAGUGCUUGGAAUGUGGGAAGUGCUUUGCUGCAAGAAAAAAGUUAUGGAAACAUAAGAGAAUUCACACUCGGGAGAAACCAUUUCAAUGCCAAGAGUGUGGAAUGAAAUUCCCCUUGGAGGAAACUCUCACUUCUCAUGAAAGAAUUCAUUCCGGGGAGAAACCAUAUCAGUGCUUGGAAUGUGGGGAAAGCUUCAGUCAAAAGAAAAGUCUCACUACCCAUCAAAGAAUUCAUACAGGGGAGAAACCAUUUCACUGCUUGGAAUGUGGGAAGAGCUUCAGGAAGAGAUCAUGUCUCACUUCCCAUCAAAGAAUUCAUACAGGGGAGAAACCAUAUAAGUGCUUGGAAUGUGGGAAGACCUUCAGGACGAGGACCUGUCUCAUGUCCCAUCGAAUAAUUCAUACAGGGGAGAAACCAUUUCAGUGUUUGGAAUGUGAGAAGUUCUUUACUACAAAAAGAGACUGCCAUCGACAUAAGACAAUUCACACUGGGGAGAAACCAUAUCAGUGCUUGGAUUGUGGGAAGAGCUUCAGGCGGAGCUCAUGUCUCGCUUCCCAUCAAAGAAUUCAUACAGGGGAGAAACCCUAUAAGUGCUUGGAAUGUGGGGAGUCUUUUCCUACAAGCCAAUAUUUCCGUCGACAUCACAGUAUUCACAGUGGAGAGAAACCAUACCAGUGUGUGGAAUGUGGAAAGGGCUACCUCAGGAAGGACAGUCUCACUUCCCAUCAAAGAAUUCACAGUGGGGAGAAACCAUAUCAGUGCUUGGAAUGCAAGAAGAGGUUUAGUACAAACAAACACUUCCAUCGACACCAGAGAAUUCACACUGGAGAGAAACCAUUUCAAUGUCAAGAGUGUGGAAAGAACUUCAGGGACAGGUCCUGUCUCACUUCCCACCAAAGAAUU